GACAUCUCUAAUGAGAGGAUUCAGUUUCUCAAUGCCUUUUACGACUAUCCAAGGUCAACUCCAUAUAUACUUUGGAUUCCAAUUCUGAAUGAUCAUGCAGCAUGGUCGAUUGAGCAAUAUGAACAAUUUUGAGAUAAAAUGUGGUUUCAAAUAAUGGACGAUCCACGUAAAAGGAUUGCACGAAGCUUUACUAGAUUUGUCAAGGAGAAUCUCCUCCCUCACUUUCAGAUCGGAGAGGAGCCUAUCCUCAUUUCACUAGAUCAACAUGGAAGGAUCGUUCAUACAAACGUGAUGCACAUGAUUCAAACAUGGAGUGAUGAUUAUAUUGAAGAUAAUAAAUUGAGAGUUGAGGCACCAAACAAUAUAAUCCCUUUCAUCGAAAAGGAAAUGAAAGAAAGGUCUCAAGGUGUUGAUAGUUUGAUAUUUGACAUUGACGAACAAAUAAAUCAUUUGGCACGUGAAGUUGAUGAUAAGAUAGAUGGUUGGGCAGAUCAAAUUAACGAUAGGCUAAAUAAGCUGAGACAACACUCAAAUAUGUACACAAGUGAAAGAGAAAACGCUCUAUGGAAAAAAGAAAAAGAUUGGAGUCUUGGUCUUGUGGUUGGCAAAAUUGACGAAAGAGUAACAUCUUGGAUUGAGAAAGAAAGGUGUAUUUUCUUAUAUGGAGGAAAUAACAUUAAAUGGAUUAGAGAAUUCACUUCCAAAGUACAUGAAGUAAGCUUAAAAACUCAGUCAAAGAUAAAGUUGAUUUAUGUUGGAAAAAAUGAGAAAGUAAGAGCAAGCAUUGAUGAAGAACAAAUGAGCUAUUUAUUAGAAAGUCCCUACGAUGCUUAGAGGUUUUGCACAAGGCUUCAAAGUGUAUUAUUGUCGCAAACCAAUUACUUAAAUGAAAGUAAUUGUCAUGGUGAUGAAUGCGACAAUGAAAUUGCACAAGAGUUAAAAAAAUUGUUGGGUUAUGAAUGUAAGGGUGCAACAAUGGAAGGAUGGACAUUGUUAAGCAAAGGGCAAAAGGUGGUCGUAUGUGAGAAAGGAGUUAAAAUGUUAAGGUUCAUUAAUGAGUAUGAGAGUUGGGAGGAAAACAUGGCCCUUAAAAGCUUUGACCAAGCAUUCAAAGACUACUACAACAAGACCCUGCAUACUUGUUGUUCAUCGAAUAGCCAUUCUUGUUGUGCUUUUGAAUACCCAAUCACCUUGAAAGAAGUCCCAAAGAAAGAAAAAUGUCAAGAGUGCUUUCGCGAUAUGCAAAAGUUUGUGACUUUUACAUGCUAUCAUGGUGACAGUUGAUUACAAGCAAAGAAUGAUGGAUGAGAAACUUCUGAUCUGUAUGGCAAGCUAAGGCAUUCAAAGAUAGGCAAAUGAGCAGCUUGGAUGUAGUCCUCCUAUUACCAUCUUGUGAACCUAAUUACUUCAGAUUUUGGAUGUGGUGCUCCAAUUCUAGGUUUUGUUCCAUCUGAUUUGAUUUGUAUGAAGUUUUUUUACUUCUAUAGCUUUGGUGAAAGUUUUAAUCCCAAGUAUUUACAGUUUA
Messenger RNA from Ipomoea triloba (trilobed morning glory), 1525 nucleotides. RefSeq lists its product as uncharacterized. The record is from RefSeq and is a predicted model, not a curated record. The coding region runs from base 139 to 834 and encodes 231 amino acids. Gene Ontology annotation, biological process: phloem development. The transcript has 3 exons. Lineage: Eukaryota; Viridiplantae; Streptophyta; Magnoliopsida; Solanales; Convolvulaceae.